AUGCAGUCACUUCAUACCAUUCUUCUUCUCGUCCUGUUCGUCCUCUGUUCUUCCCCCGGUUCGAUUUUGUGUAAAUCCGGUCCGACCGACGAUCUUCAGAAUCUUCUACAGGUGAAGAAAUCUUUCGUCACGAAUCCUGGAGAAGACGAUCCUCUCCAACAAUGGAGCUCCGUUAACAUCAAUUUCUGCUCUUGGACCGGCGUCAAAUGCGACGAUACCGGUUUAUUCCGCGUCGCUGCGCUAAACCUCUCCGGUUUAGGCCUAACCGGUUCGAUUUCUCCAUCGUUUGGCCGGUUUGACAACCUAAUCCACCUCGAUCUAUCUUCCAACAAUCUCGCGGGCCCCAUCCCAACUGCUCUCUCCAACCUUUCUUCCUUGGAGUCUCUCUUUCUCUUUUCUAACCAACUCACCGGCGAGAUCCCGAGUCAGCUCGGCUCACUCGUCAACCUCCGCUCUCUCAGAAUCGGAGACAAUGAGCUCGUCGGAACCAUCCCGGAGACGUUCGGAGAUCUCGUCAAUCUCGAGAUGCUCGCUCUCGCCUCGUGUAGACUCACCGGUCCAAUACCGAGUCAACUCGGUCGACUCACGAAUGUUCAGUCCUUGAUCCUUCAGGACAAUCAGCUCGACGGAACAAUUCCGGCGGAUUUAGGAAACUGCUCCGACCUCAGAGUCCUCGCCGCAGCUGCGAACAUGCUCAACGGGACGAUACCGGCGGAGUUGGGAAAGCUGGAAAACCUCGAGAUACUCAAUUUGGCGAGCAAUAGUCUCUCCGGAGAGAUACCGAGUCAACUCGGAGAACUGAGCCAACUCCAAUAUCUUAACUUGAUGGAAAAUCAGCUUCAAGGUCUUAUCCCAAAGACUUUAACCAAUCUGAGAAAUCUUCAAACACUUGAUUUAUCGGCGAAUAAUCUCACCGGAGAGAUGCCUGAAGAAUUAUGGAACAUGAGUCAGCUUCUAGAUUUGGUUCUAGCAAACAACCAGCUCACUGGUUCCUUGCCAAAGAGUGUAUGUUCGAACAACACAAACUUGGAGCAACUCGUUCUGUCUGAAACUCAGCUCUCAGGUGAAAUCCCUCCGGAAAUCAGCAAAUGCCAAUCGCUGAAACAGCUUGAUUUAUCGAACAAUUCUCUCUCUGGCUCGAUCCCUGAAGCACUGUUCCAGUUACUCGAACUCACGGAUCUCUAUCUCCACAACAAUACCUUGGAAGGUACGUUAUCUCCGUCGAUAUCAAACCUCACCAAUCUACAAUGGCUUGUCUUGUACCACAAUAACUUGGAAGGCAAGUUACCUAACGAAAUCACCUCUCUCAAGAAACUACAAGUCCUCUUUCUCUACGAGAAUCGUUUCUCAGGAGAAAUCCCUAAAGAGAUCGGAAACUGCACAAACCUGAAGAUGAUCGAUCUUUUCGGGAAUCGUUUCGAAGGAGAGAUCCCUCCUUCAAUAGGAAAGUUAAAAGAGCUUACUCUGCUUCACCUUAGACAGAACGAGCUCGUUGGUAACCUUCCCGCCACGUUAGGUAACUGUCACCAACUGAAAAUCUUGGAUUUGGCAGACAAUCCGCUCUCCGGAUCGAUUCCUUCGUCAUUCGGGUUCUUAAAAGGAUUAGAACAGCUCAUGCUUUACAACAACUCUCUCCAAGGGAACCUUCCUGAGUCACUUACCAAUCUGAAGAACCUCACAAGAAUCAAUCUCUCUCACAACAACCUCAACGGCACGAUCCUUCCUUUGUGCGGUUCGAGCUCUUUCCUCUCGUUCGAUGUAACCAACAACGGGUUUGAAGAUGAGAUCCCUCUCCAGCUAGGAAACUCUCCAAAUCUUGAUCGUCUCAGGCUAGGCAACAAUCAGUUCACAGGAAGAGUCCCUUGGACGUUAGGCAAGAUCCGCGAGCUGUCUCUCUUGGAUAUCUCAAGCAACUCUCUCACAGGAACCAUUCCGUUACAGCUAGUCUUGUGCAAGAAGCUGACACACAUUGACCUCAACAACAAUUUCCUCUCAGGGCCUAUACCUCCAUGGCUUGGAAAGCUUUCACUGUUAGGAGAGCUCAAGCUUUCUUCUAAUCAGUUUGAUGGUUCUUUACCAACAGAGCUUUUCAACUGCACAAAGCUGCUUGUGUUGUCUCUUGAUGGAAACUCUCUCAACGGGUCAAUACCACAAGAGAUUGGUAGUUUGGGAGCUCUCAAUGUACUUAACCUUGACAAGAACCAGUUUUCAGGCUCUCUUCCUCAAGCUAUGGGCAAGCUUAGCAAGCUCUACGAGCUUCGGUUAUCAAGAAACAGUUUAUCAGGAGAGAUCCCUCUUGAGAUUGGACAGCUUAAAGAUCUUCAAAGUUCUCUAGACCUCAGCUACAAUAACUUCACCGGAGAUGUACCUUCUACGUUAGGGACGUUGCUCAAGCUGGAAACGCUUGAUCUGUCUCACAAUCAGCUCACCGGGGAAGUACCUGGCGCGGUAGGGGACAUGAAGAGUUUGGGAUAUCUCAACCUCUCUUUCAAUAACUUUGAAGGGAAACUCAAGAAACAGUUCUCAAGAUGGCCUGCUGAUUCGUUUACAGGCAACACAGGUCUCUGUGGAAGCCCUUUAAGUCACUGCAACAGAGCUGGAAGAGACAACAAGCAGCAACAAGGUCUUAGUGCAAAAUCAGUUGUGACGAUAUCAGCAGUUUCAGCAUUGGCAGCGAUUGCUUUGAUGAUACUUGUGAUCGCUCUCUUCUUCAAACAAAGGCAUGACUUCUUCAAGAAAGUGAGAGAUGGAAGCACUGCUUACUCGUCGUCAAGCUCUUCUUCACAGGCUACGAACAAGCCUCUCUUUAGGACAGGAGCUAACUCAAAGUCGGAUAUCAAGUGGGAAGACAUCAUGGAAGCUACAAAUAAUCUAAGCGAUGAGUUCAUGAUUGGAUCAGGAGGAUCAGGGAAGAUUUACAAGGCGGAGCUUGAGAACGGUGAGACUGUUGCUGUGAAAAAGAUUCUAUGGAAAGAUGAUCUCAUGUCGAACAAGAGCUUCAGCAGAGAGGUUAAGACGCUUGGAAGAGUAAGACAUAGGCAUCUUGUGAAGCUGAUGGGUUACUGCAGCAGCAAGUCAGAAGGAUUGAAUCUGUUGAUAUAUGAGUACAUGAAGAACGGAAGCGUUUGGGAUUGGUUUCACGAUGAGGACAAAACCGCGGUUGACAAACAGAAGAAGGUUUUAGACUGGGAAGCAAGGUUGAGAAUAGCAGUGGGGUUGGCUCAAGGAGUAGAGUAUCUUCAUCAUGACUGUGUUCCUCCGAUCGUUCACCGUGAUAUUAAAUCCAGCAAUGUGCUUCUUGAUUCCAACAUGGAAGCACAUUUAGGAGAUUUCGGUCUUGCCAAGGUCUUAACUGAGAACUAUGAGACCAACACAGAAUCAAACACUUGGUUUGCAGGCUCUUACGGUUACAUUGCUCCUGAGUAUGCUUACUCGUUGAAGGCGACUGAGAAGAGCGAUGUCUACAGUAUGGGGAUAGUGUUGAUGGAGAUUGUGACAGGGAAAAUGCCAACAGAGUCAGUGUUUGGUGCAGAGAUGGACAUGGUGAGAUGGGUUGAAACACGUCUUGAGAUGGCCGGUUCCGCAAGAGAGAAGCUCAUUGAUCCGAAGCUUAAGCCGAUGUUGCCAUUUGAAGAAGAUGCAGCUUAUCAGGUGCUUGAGAUUGCACUUAAAUGCACGAAGACUUCUCCUCAGGAGAGACCAUCUUCUAGACAAGCAUGUGAUAGCCUUCUCCAUGUCUUCAACAACAGAACGGCUGGUUAUAAGAAGCUGUAA
This is a messenger RNA of Microthlaspi erraticum, 3774 nucleotides long. Lineage: Eukaryota; Viridiplantae; Streptophyta; Magnoliopsida; Brassicales; Brassicaceae. The record is from the annotation of a GenBank genome assembly.